AUGUGCGCGUGCGCGUGGCGCCGGCACGCCUUCACCGCCGCGCUCGUGCUCGCCGCGCACCUCAUCAAAGUACUAUCAUGUGGCGAGACCGGAAGCGGCGGGCGGCUGGUCAAGCGCUACGUGGGGUUGUACACGGGGCCCUACUUCGACCCCUCCGCACCCAACAACAUUACUGCACAACUUGGCACUCACGCUUAUCUACCGUGCAAGAUACGUCAGCUGAGCAACAAGUCAGUGUCGUGGAUAAGGCGAAGAGACGCCCACAUACUUACGGUGGAUCGCUUCACGUUCAUAGCCGACGAGCGGUUUCAAGCUUUCCUAGUAGAGGCGACCGAUACUUGGACAUUACAGGUGAAGUACGUGCAGGCGCGAGACGCCGGCGUGUACGAGUGCCAAGUAGGCACCGAGCCCAAGAUGAGCCACUUCGUACAGCUCAAUGUUGUUGUGCCAAAAAUCGAAAUAAUGGGCGAAGCGGACCUGUACGUGAAGGCGGGGAGUACGGUGAGCCUAAAGUGCGUGAUCACGCAAGCUCUCGAGGAGCCCGCGUACAUCUUCUGGUACCACAACGACGCGCGCGUGCUCAACUACGAUCGCAGCCUCGUCGAGAUACGCAUGGAGCGCAUCGCGCCCGACACCACGGUCGGCAAUUUGAUUAUAUACAACCCGCGAAGAGAGGACUCGGGUAAUUACUCGUGUUCGCCCUCCAACCUUGACUCUGCCUCCGUCGUACUGCACGUCCUUAGCGGCGAGCAGCCGGCCGCCAUGCAGCACGGCAACGCGGCCGCGCGCCCCGUCGCGCCGCUCGUCGCGCUGCUCGUCGCGCUGCACGCCGCGCUCGCGCUGCUGCAAGUGUUACUGUGUCACGACGAAGAUGAACCCAAAUAG
Molecule: messenger RNA, 885 nt
Organism: Parnassius mnemosyne (clouded apollo)
Lineage: Eukaryota; Metazoa; Arthropoda; Insecta; Lepidoptera; Papilionidae
Source: the annotation of a GenBank genome assembly